This is a messenger RNA of Enterobius vermicularis (human pinworm), 351 nucleotides long. Lineage: Eukaryota; Metazoa; Nematoda; Chromadorea; Rhabditida; Oxyuridae. The record is from the annotation of a GenBank genome assembly.
AUGGAUUUCAGUCGUUUACCGGAAGAGAGAAAAGCCUAUAUAGUCAAACGAUAUUUUCUGAUCGGAUGUGCUUGUGCACCAUUAGUUUGGGCAUUUAAUGUUUUCUUCUUCUUUGACUAUGCAUUUCGAUCGGGAACUUCUUCACAACAUCAAAAAGUGGUUCGAAAAUGUGGGUUUAUUCUUUUUCUCUCAUUGCUAUUGUCUAACGGUUUAUGUGCAGUGCUUCUUAGUCUUUCGUCGUUUUCCAACCCUAUAUUUUGGAUAGACUGUGCCACAUUUUGUUGGAGACUGAGAAUAAAAAAUGUGUCAAAAUUGGUGAAAAAAGAAACUCCUAAAUGUCGUACACAGUAA